This is a messenger RNA of Habropoda laboriosa, 1888 nucleotides long. Its product is annotated as probable 28S rRNA (cytosine(4447)-C(5))-methyltransferase. Gene Ontology annotation, cellular component: nucleolus. Lineage: Eukaryota; Metazoa; Arthropoda; Insecta; Hymenoptera; Apidae. Gene Ontology annotation, molecular function: RNA binding; rRNA (cytosine-C5-)-methyltransferase activity. Gene Ontology annotation, biological process: maturation of LSU-rRNA; rRNA base methylation. The coding region runs from base 113 to 1888 and encodes 591 amino acids. The transcript is spliced from 7 exons. The record is from RefSeq and is a predicted model, not a curated record.
UAAAAAGUAACGAUUUGUAUGAAUUCAACAUUUCAAAGUCUACAAACCAAUGCAAAUUUUUUGUGUUUUGCUUAAUAGAAAACUUAAUAGGUAACUCAUAAAGUAAAUUAAAAUGGGACGAAAAGCCAAAUUUGAUGGAACAACUGUUCCAAGUGGUCCUGGAAGAAAAGCAAAAAAACAAGGAGAUCCAACAUUUCCAAAAGGAGUAUUAGAAGAAAAAGAUUUAAGUCAUAGACAAAGGCAACGUGCAAAGAAAAGAUUGUUAAAACAGCAAAACAUAAAAGAAAACAUAAAAAAGUUACAAAAAGAGAAAGAUAAGAAGUUAAAGGACAUUGGAAGUAAAAAUCCAAUCAAAAGUACCAUAAAACAAUUAAAGGUAAAGAAGAAAAAAAAACCUUUUACAAAUGGCAAUUUAAGUGAUGAAAAUGAUCAAAUGCAGUUUGAUAAUGAUAGUAAUGUAUCUAAUAAUGAAGAAGACAUGGAAGACAAACAACAAAUAAGUCCAAAAGAGAAAUUAUUUGAAAGUGAUACAGAGGAUGAAAAUGAUAAAGAAUAUGAUGAGCAUGAUCAAGAUGAGGAAAUGGACGAAGAUGAAGAAGAAAUAAUAGAGGAUACUGAUGACAAUGAUGAUGAGCUACUUCCCAUAGAAAAAGCAAAUAUAAGGCUAAAAAAGAAACAAAAAGAAGAACAAAAACUAGCAGAAGAGGAAAUGAAAGACAUGACAUUACAACAAUGUGUCUUUACUUUUCCAACUGAGGAAGAACUUGCAGCAGAUACUAAUCUUAAAGACAUACAGCAACGUAUAAAAGAUGUUGUUAUGGUAUUGUCUGAUUUUAAACGAUUACGUGAUAUAAAUAGAUCACGUUCGGAAUACAUGGAUCUCCUUAGAAGAGAUUUAUGUAUAUACUAUAGUUAUAACACAUUUUUAAUGCAGAAAUUAAUGCAAAUAUUUCCAUUGGAUGAGUUAUUAGAAUUUUUGGAAGCGAGUGAAGUUCAGAGACCUAUGACAAUACGAACGAACACAUUAAAAACACGUCGUCGUGAUUUGGCAGAAGCUUUGAUUAACAGAGGGGUCAAUUUAGACCCAAUAGGCAAAUGGACAAAAGUUGGAUUAGUAGUGUACUCUUCACAAGUUCCAAUGGGAGCAACACCCGAAUAUCUAGCAGGGCAUUAUAUUUUGCAAGGUGCAUCUAGUUUUCUACCUGUCAUGGCUUUGGAUCCUAAAGAGAAGGAAAGGAUUCUCGACAUGUGUGCUGCACCAGGUGGGAAGUCAUCGCACAUAGCAGCACUUAUGAAAAAUACAGGUGUACUUUUUUCAAAUGACGUUAACGAGGAAAGAAUAAAAGCCGUUGUCGGUAAUUUCCACAGGCUUGGCAUUGUGAAUUCUGUAAUAUGUACUUAUGAUGGACGAAAAGUACCAUCGAUAAUUAAAGGUUUCGAUAGAGUCUUAUUAGAUGCACCAUGUACCGGCACUGGUGUUGUUUCGAAAGAUCCAAGUGUUAAAACAAAUAAAGAUGAAAUAAAUAUACAGCGUUGUUGUACACUACAAAGAGAAUUACUUUUAGCAGCUAUAGAUUGUGCUAAUGCACGUUCGGAAUCUGGUGGGAUUGUCGUUUAUUCUACAUGUUCAAUUCUUCCGGAAGAGAACGAAUGGGUUAUUGAUUAUGCCCUCAAAAAGCGCGACGUAAAAUUAAUGCCCACUGGCUUGGAAUUUGGCGCCGAAGGUUUUACAAGCUAUAGACAGCAUAGAUUUCAUCCCUCAUUAAAAUUAACGAAACGAUUUUAUCCACAUGUACAUAAUAUGGACGGAUUUUUUGUAGCGAAAUUAAAAAAAUUUUCUAAUAUUGUUCAUAAAAAGAAAGAUGCAAAGGAAGAAUCUUUUGAUUAG